Messenger RNA from Dendroctonus ponderosae (mountain pine beetle), 1454 nucleotides. It is a transcript of the gene Mvb12, whose product is annotated as multivesicular body subunit 12B. The transcript has 6 exons. The coding region runs from base 280 to 1146 and encodes 288 amino acids. Gene Ontology annotation, biological process: receptor catabolic process; regulation of epidermal growth factor receptor signaling pathway; endosome to lysosome transport via multivesicular body sorting pathway. Gene Ontology annotation, cellular component: ESCRT I complex; cytosol. The record is from RefSeq and is a predicted model, not a curated record. NCBI's taxonomy places the organism in Eukaryota, Metazoa, Arthropoda, Insecta, Coleoptera, Curculionidae.
UUAUUGUCAUUUAUGACAAUGUUGGUUGAAGAGCUAAUUUAUUAUGGAGUCUUAUCACUUAUUGCCGGAAUCCAGAUAAGUGAUUUUAUGUAAACAAGAAUAGAAAGGAAUUCUGCAGUGGAUCCGGCUUGAUGAGGACUAAUUGGAUGGAUGAAUCAUCAAUUACCAGUUCAUCUGCGGUUCUGGUGAACUGACCUGCUAAGUCAGUGGGCUGAAAAUAGUGGGAAUUCCCAGAUUUUGUUCAACUUACUAAUUUAGUUUCGUCCUCAGUUUGUGAUAAUGCUAAAAUCAUCAGUGCAAAGUAGACUUUUACAGACUUUGCCAGAUGAUCGCCCUAUCACUGCCAUCCAGAUAGUGGAAGACUGUACGCAGUGCCCCAAGGGGUUCUACCCAAUAAGCAAAACCUACGAUCAGGAUUCCGAUGCGGAUUUAGGUGAAAAGUCGAUUUUCAAAACUGGUGCUGCCCGAUAUUUGUGCCUUUCGAAAACCGAGGGACUUCCCAAUUUUGCCCUACGCGAAAUUCUGCUGCUUGCUGAGAAAACUCUGCCCCCAAAAGGAUACAGUUUGCUAAACAGGACAGCGGACAGCCAGCAGAGACCGUGGAAGAAAAGGCAGCUGGCCUAUCAGCUAGUCAAUCUAAAGGAACUGAAGACUGCUAUCACUGAUAUCAUUGUUUGUAACCGACUGAAAAAAGCUCCGGCGGGAUUUAAUUUUGCUGGUGAAAUCAACGGAGUGACAAUUUGCUACAAGAUGGGAAACGUUGAAUCAGGAAGCCAAACCAACCACAGCCCGCCUGAUAGGCCGCCCAAAGCAUCCCCUGGGAGCAACCGGGUGUAUCCUCCUUUAGGAAAUGACGACGACUACGAAAUUCUGAGACCCGGACCUGGAUACGUACCCCCUGGCCCCAUUCGGCCCGCUCCAAAGCCUCCAGGCCCCGCCUUUCCCGGUUUGCAGCAUCAAACCUCCACUCACACUUUGGGGAGUUCGCAUGCCGGCCUGGAAGGGGUGCCUUUCGUUGUGAAUCCCCGAUUUUUGACCAAUAAUGCGCCUAGCGACAUUAGGGCUCCGAAACUUCGUGCCAAAACCAUGCAACAGAUCCUCAAGGAGUACGAUUAUCCUUUUACCGUUGAACGACAGUUGCAGUAGGGAUUUUUCUGUCUGGAUUGCUCAACUUCACUCUUCUCGGGUUGCCAUUCACCGAUUAAUCAUCCCCAGUAAGUGCCAAUUUCUGCGUUAAAGAUUCAUUUUCGACAAGGCUAUAGAACAAAAUACAUAUUUACCCGGCCACUUCCUUUAUUGUAUGUUUUAAUGUCUGUGCGUUCGGUUAGUUAUUCCCAAAUAUUUUAUACUUUUACGCACCCCCAUACUCGUCGAUUUAUGUUGAUUAGAUGUUACGAAAUUAUAGGAGUUUAUUGAGAUUUAAUAGUCUUCAAUAAAGAUGUUACACUGCAUAA